Molecule: messenger RNA, 3286 nt
Organism: Medioppia subpectinata
Lineage: Eukaryota; Metazoa; Arthropoda; Arachnida; Sarcoptiformes; Oppiidae
Source: the annotation of a GenBank genome assembly
AUUUUGGUAGCUUUUGUUAAGUUUUACUGAAUUCAGUGAUAAAUAUUAUAAAAUGAAACACAUAUUAUUGAUAUCGUUAUUAUAUUUAAUUGCAGAUAUUAAUGGCCAGACAUUCAAUGGGGCCAAUUGGGCAGUAUUAGUAGCAGGGUCGUAUACAUGGGAAAACUAUAGACAUCAGUCCGAUGUCUAUCACGCCUACCAAUUGAUUAAAAGUCGGGGCAUUCCUGACAGCAAUAUAAUUGUCAUGCAUUACGACGACAUUGCAUAUAAUGAUAAUAACCCGAACCCAGGAGUUGUUAUUAAUCAACCCAAUGGACCCAAUGUAUACCAAGGCGUGCCCAAACAUUAUACAGGAGCUGAUGUCACAUCGACGAACUUCUUGGGUGUUAUAAAAGGCGAUCAAACGUUGGCUCAAAGCGGGAAGAAAGUGCUGCAAAGCGGACCAAAUGAUAACGUUUUUAUAUACUUUGCAGAUCACGGCGGGCCUGAUAUAAUCGCGUUUCCACACGACUACCUGUACGGCGAGGACCUGAACGCUGCCCUUCAAUACAUGUAUAACAACCAAAUGUAUUCACAGCUUGUCUUUUACAUCGAAGCGUGUGAAUCGGGCUCAAUGUUUGAUCAAUUAUUGCCCAAUAAUAUCAACGUUUAUGCCAACACUGCGGCCGAUCCAACCCAAUCCAGUUAUUCGUGUUACUACGAUCAGAAUAUAAACAAUUACCUUGAUAUUAAUGGCCAGGCGUUUAAUGGAGUCAAUUGGGCAGUGUUGGUAGCAGGGUCAAAUACUUGGUCAAAUUAUAGGCAUCAGUCUGAUGUCUAUCACGCCUACCAAUUGGUUAAGAGUCGGGGCAUUCCUGACAGUCAUAUAAUUGUCAUGCAUUACGACGACAUCGCAUAUAAUGCUAAUAACCCGACCCCAGGAAAAAUUAUUAACAAACCCUUUGGUCCCGAUGUCUACGAAGGAGUGCCCAAACAUUAUACUGGAAUUGAUGUCACGCCUAAAAACUUCUUAAGUGUCAUAAAAGGCGAUCCAUUGCUGUCUCUGAGAGGGAAGAAAGUGCUGCAAAGCGGACCAAAUGAUAACGUGUUUAUAUACUUCGCAGAUCACGGCGGACCUGAUUUAAUCGCCUUUCCCAGUGGUUACUUAUACGCCGAGGACUUGAACGCCGCACUUCAAUACAUGCAUUUCAAACGAAAGUAUUCACAGCUUGUAUUUUACAUCGAAGCGUGUGAAUCGGGCUCAAUGUUUGAAAAACUUUUACCAAACAAUAUCAAUAUUUAUGCCAAUACUGCGGCAAAUUCAACGCAAUCUAGUUAUUCUUGUUAUUAUGAUAAUGAUCGAAAGACUUUCCUUGGUGAUUCAUUUAGCGUGAAUUGGCUGGAAAACAGCGAGUCUAGUAAUUUGGUCACCAUGACACUUCAGAAUCAGUAUCAAACUGUUCAGAAACUCACCACUGGUUCUCAAGUAAUGCAAUUUGGCUCAGGGCAAUCGUCCGGUCACGCUCUAAACGCGGUAAAUGACAUUGAUGCUGUGGAUGCCCAUGAUGCUCCCAUACAUGCCCUCAAUAAGACCAUUCAGAGCACUACUAAUAGUACUGAACGAGAAAUAUUAGUUAAAGAAUUAGAGAUCUACCUAGUGGCCCGUGAGUUUCUAAUAAUGCACCUUGUUAAAAUCGUUACUGAAGUUAAAGACUUGUUGGAAUUGGAAGUUAUCGAUGAUAUUAUGCACAACAAACAGACCCUAAGCCCUAAUAACACGGGCUGUUAUCGCACUCUUGUCGACGGUUUCCAUGAAAACUGUUUUGAUUUGAAUGAAAAUCCGUAUGUUUUCGCUAAACUGCAUGUUUUGGUGAAUAUAUGCGAACUGAAGCCAGAGUUGGCUGAAAAAGGGUUCUAUGGGUCCAAUUGGGCAGUGUUGGUAGCAGGGUCAAAUGGUUGGGAAAACUAUAGGCAUCAGUCCGAUGUCUAUCACGCCUACCAAUUGGUUAAGAGUCGGGGCAUUCCUGACAGCAAUAUAAUUGUCAUGCAUUACGACGACAUCGCAUACAAUGUGAAUAACACAAACCCGGGAGUUGUCAUUAACGAACCCAAUGGACCCGAUGUAUACCAAGGAGUGCCCAAACAUUAUACGGGAAGUGAUGUCACAUCAGAAAAUUUCUUAAGCGUUAUAAAAGGCGAUCAAACUUUGGCUGAAAGUGGGAAAAAAGUGCUUCAAAGCGGACCAAAUGAUAACGUGUUUAUAUACUUUGCAGAUCACGGCGGACCUGAUUUAAUUGCGUUCCCUAACGAUUAUUUAUACGCCAAUGACCUGAACGCCGCACUUCAAUACAUGGACGACAACCAAAUGUAUUCACAGCUCGUGUUUUACAUCGAAGCGUGUGAAUCGGGUUCAAUGUUUAAUCAAUUAUUGUCUAACAAAAUAAACAUUUACGCCAACACUGCGGCCAAUUCAACUCAAUCAAGUUAUUCGUGUUAUUACGAUGAUAAUUUAAAAACUUACCUUGCUGAUAGAUUUAGUGCAAGUUGGAUGCAAAAUAGUAAACUGGCCACGGUCACACUUCAUCAACAGUAUGAAACAGUUAAGAAUGACACGACUCACUCUCAUGUAAUGCAAUUUGGUAAUAAAAGAUUAUCAACCAAUUUCAUUGUUCUUGGGUUAGUAUUGAGUUGCGAAUCAAUUCUCAAAUUAACCCAGCUUGUUUUGCAACAAAUAGGCUCAGCCCAACCGUACACUCAAUCAUACCAACCGUCCAAUUUUGCAUUAAAUGAUCUUGAUGCUGUCGAUUCACGUGAUGUGCACAUACAUAUUCUCGAACGUAAAAUUCAGAUGACCACUGAUAGCGCUGAACGGGAAAUAUUGUCUGAAAAAUUGAAGAUGCUACUUGAUGCCCGAAAUGUGCUAAUAUCUCAUUUCGCUAAAAUUAUUGAUGAAGUGAAAGACUUGUUGGAAUUGGAGGCCAACAACGAUGACAUUUUGAAUAUUAAACAGAACUUACAUCCAAAUAACAUGCAAUGUUAUCGCACUCUUGUGGACGGUUUCCAUCAACAUUGUUUUAAUCUACAUGAAAAUCCGUAUGUUUUCGCUAAACUCCAUAUGAAGUGCUUAUUAUUGCUGUCUCUUCUAUGUGUGGCCAUUAAUGCCAUAGAAUUUGAGCCUAAUGUUAACGGUACAACUUGGGUUGUAUUAGUAGCUGGGUCAAAUGGCUGGUAUAAUUAUAGGCAUCAGGCCGAUGUAUAUCAUGCCUAUCAAGUGGUCCGAAACCACGGAAUCGACGAGAAAAACAUA